Molecule: messenger RNA, 4392 nt
Organism: Ictalurus punctatus (channel catfish)
Lineage: Eukaryota; Metazoa; Chordata; Actinopteri; Siluriformes; Ictaluridae
Gene: rasgef1bb
Product: RasGEF domain family, member 1Bb
Exons: 14
Coding region: 441-1925 (494 amino acids)
Biological process (GO): positive regulation of GTPase activity; Ras protein signal transduction
Cellular component (GO): plasma membrane
Molecular function (GO): guanyl-nucleotide exchange factor activity
Source: RefSeq, a predicted model, not a curated record
ACACACACACACACACACACACCCUUAAGGUCUUCCUACAUCGGGAAAAACAACGGGUGAUCAUCAAGUGUCCUGAUUCCGUGAGCCUCUUCCGAGCGUAGCCUCGAAUUCUCGUUCUUAACUGACAGGAGCGCAACCCUUCUGGUGUGGUAGCCCGUCCGCCUCGACGCCGUGCGUUCCGAGAUGCUUUUCUGCUCACCACGGGUGUAAAGAGUGUUUGACUGAGUUUACCGUCAGCUUCCUGUCAGCUCUAAGAAGUGUUCCUGUUCCUCUCUGUCACGUCAACAACGCGCUUUCACUUUCGGAACUGGGUGUUUUUUUUUUGUCUUUCGCAGCACUCCCUGAAAAAUCCCAGGAAAUACAACCCACCACAAGAAGUCACCAAAAACAACCCCCACCCCCAUUCUGAUGUUUGACUUGACACCUGCGUGAUUUCACACAUGGACAGGUGUACAGGUGUUCCUAAUAAAGUGGACUCCAGGAUGCCCCAGACGACGCCGCUCGCAGCGAAGUUUCCUCAGAACCCGUACGGAGGAGGUCAUACUCGCUGCAAACCUGUGGAAGAGAGCUACGGCGGGCUGAGAUAUCACGACAACAACCUCGUAUCCGGAUCACUCGAGGCUCUCAUACAGCACCUCGUCCCCACUGUGGAUUAUUCACCUGAUAGGUCGUACAUCUUCACCUUCCUGCUGAAUUCCCGUCUCUUCCUGCAUCCGUUCGAGCUCAUGUCCAGAGUGUGUUACUUGUGUGUGGAGCACCACCGAGUCGGCGACCCUCAGGUCGAUAAGAAACGGAUCCGUGACAUCGCGCCGAAGAUCGUGCAGCUUCUCACCGAGUGGACGGAGACGUUUCCGUACGACUUCCGGGACGAGCGCAUGAUGCGCAGCCUGAAAGAGAUGACGCACCGGCUGGCGUUCGGGGAUGAGUUGUCUCGGAGAGCGAUGCAGCGUCUGAUCCAGCGACUCCUGCGCAAACUCACCAUCCUGGGACAGUACGAGGAGUCUCUGGUGACGUCCAGCACGGCGGUCACGGCGUCAUCGGCGACGGCGGCGGAGAAACCGUCCGCUCUGAAGGCGAAGCAGCACGUGCGGAGGGAGGAGUGUAUUCUGAACGUGUGCGACGACCCGUUCAUCCUCGCUCAGCAGCUCACGCAUAUCGAGAUGGAGAGACUGGGAUACAUCGGCCCCGAGGAGUUCGUCCAGGCAUUCGUUCAGAAAAGACCUGCUGAUAACCAUAAGAGUUUUUUCAGCAAAAGGAGAGUCAGUAAUCUUGAAGCCUACGUUGAGUGGUUUAACCGGCUGAGUUACCUGGUGGCCACAGAAAUCUGCUUGCCAGUGAAGAAGAAGCACCGAGCUCGAGUGUUGGAGUUUUUCAUCGACGUGGCUCGGGAAUGCUUCAACAUCGGCAACUUUAACUCCUUAAUGGCUAUAAUCACCGGGAUGAACGUGAGUCCCGUGUCCAGGCUGAAGAAAACCUGGGGCAAAGUCAACAUGGACAAGUUCGAGAUCCUGGAGCAUCAAAUGGAUCCGUCCAACAACUUCUACAGCUACCGUACUGCACUGCGAGGAGCCACUCAGAGGUCAGCUACGGCUCACACCGCCAGAGAAAAGAUCGUUAUUCCAUUCUUCAGCUUGUUCAUUAAGGACCUCUACUUCCUUAACGAGGGCUGCGCCAGUCGACUGCCCAAUGGGCACAUCAACUUUGAGAAAUUCUGGGAGCUGGCCAAGCAAGUGAGUGAGUUUCUGGCAUGGAGGCAGGUGAUCUGUCCGUUUGAGAGAGACAGGAAAACUCUGCAGUACCUCAUCAGCGUGACCGUCUUCACAGAAGACGAGCUCCAGUUGGCCUCUUACGAGAGUGAAGGACCAGAGAACAACCGGGAGAGAGAUACACGCCGCUCCCUCAGAUCGUCUCUCAGCAGGAUGUAGAUGCCGAUUUCUGGGAGCGUCGGAAGAGCCGGUCCUGACCGAAAUGAAAUAAAGUGAAACACUGCUCAAAGCGUUUUUGUUUAUAUGAAAAAAAUAUAUUCAUAUCAUUAUUUUCCGCCUCUGCUGAAUAAUGAGACCGGAUUCUCAUCACAGCGUCAUCUCCGUAUUAGAGAAGCAUAUUCAUCUCAUCUCAUGUACCUCAUGUUAAGCAGUUUGUGUAAGCUUAGUGAAGUGUUAUAAGCGUUGUAAUCUUCUGGAUAAACGAAGAGCCCGUCGCUGGCUGACCUCUUCUGUUACACCGUGUAAGCUGUAAAAUCUAUUCCUAUGUUUUGUGUGUAUGUUUUGUAUGCCAUUUUAAAUGUUUUGGGGGGGGGGGGGGGGGUUUGUAUGGAUUUGGUGGCCUCGUGUAUAUAAACUGAACGUUGCUUUAUAAAGAAAAUCUAAACAUAUAAUUGUGCAUCAGAAGUCGAUUUUUUUCAGUGAUUUAAAUGAAGGUAUUUACUUUGUGAAAGGUGACGUUUCGGUUGUGUGUCUAAGUGUAGAUACAGUAGUACCUGAUGGAGUGAUCUGAAAUAUUGCCAUGUAAUGGGUAUUGCUAGGUCUAGUUGAUUUAUUUCAGGAAAUUAGCCCCACCCAUUUUACUUAAGUCAACUGUGUAAACCUUUGAAGAUAUUUUAGGAAUGUCCCAAAACAGGUCUUAGGCUAAAUCAUUCAGCUAACUCUGAUCAGUCAUUCGAUUUAGAUCAUCUUUUAAAGGAUACCCAAUGUGUGUGAUGUCAUUCGGUCUUGUUUGUCAGUUAGCUACUGGCUGGCUCGCUAUUUUUAUUUUAUAGGCACUGCUUGGCCCACUGUUUCGCUGGGCUUGGCUGGGUCAACAUUUUUACAGUCCUGUCUGGGUUGCCAUUUUGAAGGCCAUGACUGACCAGCUAAUUAUGCAGACCCUGGCUGGCUCACCAUUUCCUAACUGGCUUACCAUUUUUUUUUUUUAUAGGUCAUGUCUGGCUUGCCAUUUCUUUUACAGUCCCUGGCUGAAUCACUGCUGAAUCACUGAAUCAAUGUCCUAACUGGCUUGCCAUUGCCAUUUUGUUCAGGCUCUGUCUUGCUUGCAUUUUUUUUUUUUACAGGCUCUGACUGGCUCACCAUUUUUUUCAUCCCCUAUCUCUCUUGCCAUUUUUGAAAUUUUUUUGCAUAUCCUGGCUGGCUCACCAGUUUUUGCAGUUCAUGGCUGGUUUACCAUUUUCCCCAGACUCUGACUACCUUGCCAUUUUUCCAGGACCUACUUGGCUUGCUAUUUUCAGGUCCUGGCUGGCUCGCCAAUUACUAGAUUAUUAGAUCAUAAUGCAUAAAAUCUACUUCCAUAGAUUACCAGAAGGUACACAAAUGGCAUAGAUUUACACAGGAUGGACUCAAAUUCAAGUCCAGAACCAGGUCAGGAACAGGGUUGUCAUGGCAAUGUGUUCAGUGGUACCAAGAAUGUCCGUGCUCAUUGAUCAUUCUGGUCACGCUGCUGUCACCACGUCAGUCUUUUCACUGAUCCAUCUUGGACUCUUGUGGGAAUGUGAAAAGAGAAUUAACACCACAAAGAGAAUCCGUCUUUCACGUCCACCUGUUUUAGAUUGUAAAGAGUGUUUCAUUUGAGCAGUGCUGCACUUGUUUUUGGACUAGUUUUUUUUUGGGCUUUUCUUUAACUGCCUGCCAUGUGCUGAAACUCAAAGUGGAAUUCAAACAAAAAUGUCUGUCAGCAGAAAUACAGACAUAACAAUCUUGUAGGUGUUGUAUAAAGAUACUUUAAGGAUACAAAAUGCGUAAAUUCAAACCUUUAUGAUAAAGAAUGAACACCAGCACCAAUUCCUGAGCAGUUCUAGAUCUUAGUAUGACCUUGGAUUGACGGUAUCAAAGAUAAAGCGUAGGUGCACAUCCAGAACAGAAUGAACUGUUCAGCUCACUUUCCUCAGUUUCCCCCCUUUUUUAAAUCGAGGACACGUUUGCACAUGCUUGACGAAGCCAAGUUUUUUUUUUCUUCCUUUCUCACUCCUCUCUUGUGUUGUGCUGAGUCGACUGAAAUCCUUAAAGCGUGCUUGAACACAAAAACCUGAUUUUUAAGCAUUUAACUACAUUUAGACGCUCACUGGAUGCAUUUAGUUGUUUGGGUCAAAUAUUUUAUCAUAGUAGUAAAUUUUACUACAUUUACUAAAUGUACAGUUUCCUUUUAAAACAAAGAAUUUCUCAAAACUUCUUUAUAAAAGUCUAUAAAAACUGGUUCGGGGGUGGGGCUUCAUAUGGCUUUGUGAUAUCACGAAGUAAAUAGCAUUGGACCAAUCAUGUAACAGAGUAGAGGGUUGUAUUUUUUUGCUACCCGGAAACUGUGAACCUGUGUGCUGGGCUAGCUAUCCGAUUAACUUAGCUAAUGUUAAUCUGUAUUUUGACAUACAGACGCUGUUCUAUAAAUAAAUCUAUAAAAAUCCAA